CUCAGUCAGCCCCGUUGAACGCUACGUUCUGAUUGGACAUUCGCAGAGGAGGCGUCGCCCCUCUGCUCGGUCCUUCUCUCCAUCUGUCCCAUUUUACAACAGCAGCUUCCUGCAUCUGUCUGCUUCCGUCUGUCAGUGCACGUAGCAACAGUCUGUCAACAUGACCCACGCGUAUCCCUUCCUGAGUGCUGAGCAGAAGAAGGAGCUCAGUGAUAUCGCUCAGAGGAUCGUCGCCCCUGGAAAAGGCAUCCUGGCAGCUGAUGAAUCAACAGGCAGCAUGGCCAAGCGCUUCCAGAACAUCAACACUGAGAAUACAGAGGAAAACAGGAGGCUUUACCGCCAGCUCCUUUUCACCGCUGAAGACAGGGUCAACCCCUGCAUCGGAGGCGUCAUCUUCUUCCAUGAGACGCUCUACCAAAAGACGGACGAUGGCAAGCUCUUCCCACAGCUGGUCAAAGAGAAGGGCAUGGUGGUGGGCAUCAAGGUGGAUAAGGGUGUGGUGCCCCUGGCUGGCACAAAUGGAGAGACCACCACUCAAGGUCUGGACGGACUCUAUGAGCGCUGCGCUCAGUACAAGAAGGACGGUGCUGACUUUGCCAAGUGGAGAUGUGUGUUAAAGAUCACCCCCACCACCCCGUCCGAACUGGCCAUCAUGGAGAACGCCAACGUGCUGGCCCGCUAUGCCAGCAUCUGCCAAAUGCAUGGCAUCGUGCCCAUUGUGGAGCCUGAGAUCCUUCCAGACGGUGACCACGACCUGCAGCGCUGCCAGUAUGUGACUGAGAAGGUGUUGGCAGCUGUCUAUAAGGCACUGUCUGACCACCAUGUCUAUCUGGAGGGCACACUGCUCAAACCCAACAUGGUGACCGCUGGACAUUCCUGUCCCAAAAAGUACAGCCCUCAAGAGAUCGCCUUGGCAACUGUCACCGCUCUGCGCCGCGCUGUGCCCCCUGCUGUGCCAGGUGUGACCUUCCUGUCCGGUGGUCAGAGUGAGGAGGAGGCCACCAUCAACCUGAACGCCAUCAACCAGUGUCCCCUGCACCGUCCCUGGGCCCUCACCUUCUCCUUCGGCCGGGCCCUACAGGCCUCAGCACUGAAGGCCUGGGGAGGCAAAAAAGAGAACGGCAAGGCCUGCCAGGAUGAAUACAUCAAGAGAGCCCUGAAUAACAGCCUGGCAGCUGUGGGGAAGUAUGUUUCCUCUGAAGCGAAAGGAGCGGCAGCUGAGGAGUCUCUGUUUGUGGCUGACCACGCCUACUGAGGUUUUCAGGAGUGACUAACCAAACAUUCAACAACACUCCAUUAGCGAUUAGCGCCUACUGAGCUCCUGCAAAGAAAAAUGUUACAAUUUGAAAAAGAUGACAUCGAUACCCAUAUGCUCAGUAGAAAUAUUUCAAUUCGAUCCUGCUUUCCGGGUUUGACUUCGGGUUUGCGAAGGCAGUGUUACUCUAUGGCCAUACUCACGAUUGUCAUGUCACUUUAUUUUGUGUUUGUGCACUUUAACACACACACAUGAGACAGUUCCCAUACAGAAUUGUCUUCAAUUUGUAAUUCCUAACAUAAACUUAAUUAUGUGCCUCCAUUUACCAACUGCUGGAGGGACACUUUGUAGAAGAUCUUUUAAUGAAUAUACAGUAUCAGAGUAUAUACACUGGAAAGAAAAAGAUUCACAUUAAAUAUUCCACGAUUAAGGAUG
Messenger RNA from Scatophagus argus, 1690 nucleotides. RefSeq names its product fructose-bisphosphate aldolase A-like. The record is from RefSeq and is a predicted model, not a curated record. Gene Ontology annotation, cellular component: cytosol. Lineage: Eukaryota; Metazoa; Chordata; Actinopteri; Scatophagidae. Gene Ontology annotation, biological process: fructose 1,6-bisphosphate metabolic process; glycolytic process. The transcript has 8 exons. Gene Ontology annotation, molecular function: fructose-bisphosphate aldolase activity. Bases 161 to 1255 code for a protein of 364 amino acids.